AUCUACUCCAUCUAUCCCAUCUCUGCAACAAUGACACAGAGGCACGAAGCCUAUCAUGCUUCUAAAAGCACUGGAUCUACUCACAUGCAUGUGUUGUGGGUAAUAUGAGACGCCAUUUGGGGUGGUGACGCGGGCCAGCUAAAGCUGUCAAAAUACAAAGUAAUGCACAAGUGCAUUCAAGCGAGAAGCAGGAAGUGAAGAGAUUGUAUCACAAAGAAGACGGGAUUCAAAGAUGAAGAUAAUACAACUUACAACAAUGACUCUCAAUACAUGGGGGGAUGAUUACAACUAUCAAAGGAUUCUAUACAAGAAGCCCAACCCAUGACAUCAACCUUUGGUCCUCCUAACCACAUCUGCAGUGGACCCAAGAAGGAUGGUGGGUUAUGGUUAUUGGGAAUCUGAAGCACAACUGGGAAAGUGGCUUUCUAGGAUAGUGGUGGACAGAAUGACAAAAAGUUUGGAGGGAGAUUGGGAAAUUGGGGUUGUGAUUACUAGUUGGAGGUGUGUCUGCUAUUAUGGCUGAUGGCAGCGGAGCAGUUGAAACCCAAGAACCGAAUAGUACUGAAAAAACUGAGAAUUCAUCUGUUGAGAUAAAAGUUCUGUUCUUUGCUAGAGCUCGAGAUCUUACUGGCGUAUCAGAUAUGUCUCUAGAAGUGCCAUCUGGUAGCACGACCCAUGAUUGUAUGAGUAAGCUCUUGACUAAGUUUCCGAGCUUGGAAGAGAUCCGUGGGUGCAUGGUUUUGGCACUGAAUGAGGAAUAUGCAUCUGAGUCUGCAGUAGUGAGGAACAGAGAUGAGUUGGCCAUCAUUCCACCGAUAAGCGGAGGUUAAUCUCCACAGCAGUUGCUAGAAAUUUUACUUGUGGACUGUGUCAGAUUUUCACUAUAAAAAGGUAAGAAACGGUGGCAAUUGAACUUGGGUACUGCUAUUUCUACACCCUAAAAUAAAUAUUUUUGCCCCAUGGGUGAAACCUUUUCACCUUUUUUUCUGUGAAUGCUUUUUCACUAUGUUGUAAUGACCAAAUUACUCUUUUGGGGGUGGAACUAACAAUACAUUGGGAGUCGUAAUAUUGAAUUUCCUAAACUUACCGUGA
This is a messenger RNA of Magnolia sinica, 1092 nucleotides long. RefSeq names its product molybdopterin synthase sulfur carrier subunit. The record is from RefSeq and is a predicted model, not a curated record. The transcript has 3 exons. Bases 516 to 830 code for a protein of 104 amino acids. Gene Ontology annotation, biological process: Mo-molybdopterin cofactor biosynthetic process. NCBI's taxonomy places the organism in Eukaryota, Viridiplantae, Streptophyta, Magnoliopsida, Magnoliales, Magnoliaceae. Gene Ontology annotation, cellular component: cytosol.